Molecule: messenger RNA, 2583 nt
Organism: Protopterus annectens (West African lungfish)
Lineage: Eukaryota; Metazoa; Chordata; Ceratodontiformes; Protopteridae
Product: extracellular calcium-sensing receptor-like
Exons: 6
Coding region: 1-2583 (860 amino acids)
Biological process (GO): G protein-coupled receptor signaling pathway
Cellular component (GO): membrane
Molecular function (GO): G protein-coupled receptor activity
Source: RefSeq, a predicted model, not a curated record
AUGAAACAGAAUAUUUUCAAGGGACAAUGCAUUCGUGCUGCUCGUAUGACCUCUAAUGCACAGGACAUGCAAGAUGAAAUUAAAUAUAUUACUAAUUUGUUCAAAGAAAGGAACUAUCCAUCAACUAUUUUGGAUAAUAUAGGGAAACAUGUGUCAAGUGAAUGGGGUUUGAAAUAUAAACCCCUGUUAGGCUCAGAUUUUCUUUUUUAUCUUAGUUUCAACUUAAGGUCAUACCGUUGGGUUCAAGGCAUGAGGUUUGCUAUCAAUGAGAUUAACCGGAGCCUAACUUUACUACCAAAUGUCACACUAGGAUUCAUGAUUUAUGAUACCUGCCUUGACAUCGCCAGGACACUUCAUGGUACCCUGUGGAUGAUAAGUGGUCAACAUAUACCCAUUCCAAACUACCGAUGUCAGCAUCAUUCCUCGCUGGCUGCAAUUAUUGGAGAUUCACAAUCUUCCUGCUCUAUUCCAAUGGCACAUCUCCUGGGGUUGUACUUCCAGCCACAGAUCAGCUAUUUUGCAUCCAGCCCUGUCCUAAAUGACAGAAAACAAUAUCCAUCAUUUUUCAGAACCAUUCCAAGUGAUGAGUUUCAGGCUCAAGGUCUUGCAGAACUGCUGUCCUACUUUUCCUGGACUUGGGUUGGAAUUCUAGCUGAAGACACUAAUUAUGGUCAAGUAGGGGCUCAGAUUCUUAAGGAAGCAAUAGUGAAGGAUGGAGGCUGUGUUGCUUUCCAUGAAAUGGUCCCUAUUUUCUUUUCUCAACAAAAAAUUAGCAACAUAGUGAAUGUGAUCAAGAGUUCAUCUGCAGUGGCCAUUGUUGUAUUUUCUGGGGAUCCAUUCCUGAUUCAACUUAUGAAAGAACUUUUUAGACAGUCCAUUACAGGAAGGGUUUGGAUUGCCAGUGAGGCUUGGUCUAGUUCUCCUAACCUUUCCAAACUAAACUUGGUAGAGGUGUUACAUGGAACUCUUGGAUUUGCUGUCCAAAGAGGAAAUAUUCGUGGCUUUAGAGAUGCAAUACUAAUGACUGAUCCAUCGAUGUAUUCAGAUGAUAUUUUUAUAAAAGCUUUCUGGGAAGAAUCUUUUGGCUGUAGGUGGCCUGACCCUGUGUCUGAGUUAGUGGACAAUACAACUAAGCCCUGCACUGGGACAGAGAGGCUGGAAACACUCAGAAAUGCCUACACAGAUGUAUCUAAUUUACGAAUCACAUACAACAUCUACAAUGCAGUUUAUGCUGUGGCACAUAUGCUGCAUGAUCUGAGCAAGUGCAAUCCUGAAGAAGGUCCAUUUUAUAAUAGGACAUGUGUGAACAUUCAUGGUUAUCACCCAUGGCAACUCCUACACUAUAUGAAGAAUGUGCACUUUGUAAAUAAUGCAAACAUCGAGAUUUAUUUUGAUGAGCAUGGCAACAUACCUGCUCAGUAUGACAUCCUUAACUGGCAUAUGAUACCUAAUGGCACCACCAUAUUUGUAGAGCUGGGCAAGUUUAGCAUUACAGCAGCUCAAGAACAUAAACUGAUCAUUAACUCUAGUGCCAUCCAGUGGACUAGAGGACAUACUCAGGUUCCACGCUCUGUCUGCAGUGAGAACUGUCCUCUAGGACACAGAAAAGCAACUAAGCAGGGUCAACCAGAAUGUUGCUUCGAUUGUGUUCCCUGUUCACAAGGAGAGUUCACAAAUCAAACAGAGUCUGCUGAGUGCAAGAAGUGCCCUGAUGAUCACUGGACAAAUGCCAAACGUGAUCGAUGCCUCCCCAAAACUACAGACUUCCUCUCCUAUCAUGAUCCUCUGGGUGGAACGAUAGCUUUUGUCUCCAUUUUCUUCUCACUGCUACCAGCUGCAGUCCUUAUUAUAUUUAUCAAGUACAGGGAUACACCAAUCAUCAAAGCCAAUAACCAGGAACUCAGUUGUGUGCUCCUAACGGGCCUUGUACUUUGCUUUCUUUGUUCCUUAAUUUUCAUUGGUCAGCCUGUGUCUAUAACAUGUGUGCUUCGACAGACCACUUUUGGUGUGAUUUUUACACUUUGUGUUUCUUGUGUCUUAGCCAAAACUGUAAUGGUGGUCAUUGCCUUUAGAGCAACAAAUCCAAACCAUAAUCUAAAAAAGUACAUGGGACCAAAUUUACCCAAAGUAAUUGUCAUUUUAUUUACUUUUCUGCAAGUUAUUAUAUGUGUCACAUGGGUGACUAGUACCCCACCCACUGUAGAGUAUGACAUGAAGUCCCAUGAUAGGAAGGUUAUAAUUCAGUGUAAUGAGGGUUCAUCCACUGCAUUUUGGUGCAUGCUGGGAUACAUGGGUCUUCUCGCUACUGUAAGUUUGUUUGUAGCAUUCUUGGCCAGAAAAUUACCUGACAGCUUUAAUGAAGCUAAAUAUAUAACCUUUAGCAUGGUGGUCUUUAUUAGUGUCUGGCUUUCCUUCACUCCAGCAUAUUUAAGUACCAAAGGGAAGUACAUGGUUGCUGUGGAAAUAUUUGCUAUCUUGUCUUCCAGCGCUGGUUUACUAGCUUGCAUAUUUUUCCCCAAAUGUUACAUCAUACUUCUCAGACCGCAAAGAAACAUCAGAAGGGAAUUAAAAGGAAAGAAAUAA